AUGGGAGGCGCCAGCCAGAAGAAGAGGAGACUUCUAGCAAAGGUGGUGAUGAACCAGCUGUUGUACGCGUCGCCAAUCUGGGCAGGCUCACUGAGCUUCACGACCAAUGUCGAAACGAUAGAGGGACCCCAAAGGAAAAUAGCCCUAAGAUAUGUGAGGGCAUACCGCACGGUGUCGAAGGCAGCAGCGCUGGUCGUCAGCGGUAUGGUACCAGCACAUCUGUUGGCAAUGGAGCAACAAAAACGCUACAUAAACAGAUGUGAAGGCAUUGAAUUCAACGAGGCGGAAGAGCGGAACGCUACCAUCCGUAAAUGGCAAGAUGAGUGGAAGAACUCAGACAAGGGAAAAUGGACAGUACGGCUAAUACCAGACAUUAAACACUGGCUGCUGAGGAAAUAUGGCAACUGCGACUUCCAUUUAACACAGAUGCUAACCGGUCAUGGUUGCUUUGGCCAAUAUUUGACGAAAUAUAAGAAAAGACAGAGCCCGGAAUGUGUUGACUGCGGUUCAGCGGAAGACAACGCGGAGCAUACGUGA
Macrosiphum euphorbiae (potato aphid) is the source of this 537-nucleotide messenger RNA. NCBI's taxonomy places the organism in Eukaryota, Metazoa, Arthropoda, Insecta, Hemiptera, Aphididae. The record is from the annotation of a GenBank genome assembly.